AUGAACGACAGUGCUCCCCGCAUCAAUGGUUGUUUGCGAUGGAAGCAGCUCGAUUUAGCGGAGUUGGCUCUUAAGCCUCUGUCCUUUCUUUCUCUCUCCUAUCUCAUAGGCGUAGCCAGCAUGCCGAAGAAAGAGGCUGGUGGUAAGGGUGGUAAGGGCGACAAGGCCGGAAAGGGCAAGAGCGUCCAGUCGGCCAAGGGCGCCGUCAAGAAGGCCGGUAAGGCUAAGGGCAAGAAGAAGAAGUGGUCCAAGGGAAAGACGAAGGAGAAGUUGAACAACUUGGUCCUCUUCGAUCAGGCCACCUAUGAGAAGCUCCUCAAGGAAGUCCCCACCUACAAGCUGAUCACCCCCUCGGUCAUUUCCGAGCGUCUGAAGAUCAACGGCUCGCUCGCCCGCCGUGCCAUCAACGAGCUCAUGGCCAAGGGUCUCAUCCGUCAGGACUAG
Messenger RNA from Acanthamoeba castellanii str. Neff, 444 nucleotides. Its product is annotated as S25 ribosomal protein. The record is from RefSeq and is a predicted model, not a curated record. The transcript is spliced from 5 exons. The coding region runs from base 1 to 444 and encodes 147 amino acids. Gene Ontology annotation, cellular component: cytosolic small ribosomal subunit. Gene Ontology annotation, molecular function: structural constituent of ribosome. NCBI's taxonomy places the organism in Eukaryota, Discosea, Longamoebia, Acanthamoebidae.